AACUUUAUUUUCAAGAACUCUUUAGCGUUUGAAGGGAGAAUUUGUAUUGCAAAAUUUUUACACAGUCACCUAUCGCCGGCAAAUUUUUCAUUGUUUUAGCUUUGAAACGACAAUGUUUCGAAACCAGUAUGACAAUGAUGUCACUGUUUGGAGCCCACAGGGUCGAAUUCAUCAGAUUGAGUAUGCCAUGGAAGCUGUGAAACAAGGAUCUGCAACUGUUGGCCUUAAAUCUAAAACCCAUGCAAUCCUGAUAGCCUUAAAGAGAGCAUCCUCAGAGUUAGCAGCACAUCAGAAGAAAAUCAUCCCCAUUGAUGACCACAUCGGGGUGUCUAUAGCCGGGCUAACAGCUGAUGCCAGACUUCUCAGUAAUUUCAUGAGGUCCGAGUGCUUAAACUCCAGAUAUGCCUAUGACUCCCCUUUACCCAUAUCGCGGCUUGUAGGAGCUGUUGGAAAUAAAUCACAAAUCCCGACACAGCGAUAUGGUCGACGGCCGUUCGGAGUGGGAUUACUGGUGGCCGGUUAUGAUGAUCAAGGACCACACAUCUACCAGACCUGUCCCUCAGCAAAUUACUAUGACUGUAAAGCCAUGGCGAUUGGUGCACGGUCCCAGUCAGCAAGAACAUACGUAGAAAAACACUUGGACAAAUUCUUAGAUUGUUCACUAGAUGAUUUGAUCAAACAUGGAUUGAGGGCCCUCAGAGAAACUCUACCACAGGAGGUAGAACUCACAACAAAGAAUUGUUCUCUAGGAAUUGUGGGUAAAGAUAUGGAAUUCACUAUUUAUGAUGACGAAGAUGUGAAAAAAUAUUUGGCAAUGAUUGAGGGAGAAGAAAGAUCUCGUGGCCCACCCGCAGGAGCUGAUCAGGCUGCCAUGGAAACACAGGAUGGGGAUGAACAACAGCCCUCUGAUCCUCAGCCAGCAGAUCCAGCAGUAGAGGAACAAGGGAUGGAACAUUGACCUUUAACCUCCUCACAAGUGUCACCACACAUCUAUUGUCACCACUUUUUGAAAACAGUGCUGUCAUUUUGUCCCAGACUCUCAUUGACUGUUGCAGAAGAUUGUAAAAUACUUUUUAUCUCGACUCAUUAAACUAUUCUGAACAGAU
This is a messenger RNA of Ostrea edulis (European flat oyster), 1106 nucleotides long. Its product is annotated as proteasome subunit alpha type-1-like. Gene Ontology annotation, cellular component: nucleus; proteasome core complex, alpha-subunit complex; proteasome core complex. The record is from RefSeq and is a predicted model, not a curated record. The coding region runs from base 113 to 958 and encodes 281 amino acids. Gene Ontology annotation, biological process: ubiquitin-dependent protein catabolic process. The transcript has 11 exons. NCBI's taxonomy places the organism in Eukaryota, Metazoa, Mollusca, Bivalvia, Ostreida, Ostreidae.